AUGGGAGACCAUGUUGAAGAAUAUGAACCUCUUUGUGAAGUUCAAAGUGAUAAAGCAACUAUAGAAAUAACAAGCCGCUAUAAAGAGAAAGUUUCCAAGAUUCUGCAUGCUCCUGGUGACAUUAUAAAGGUUGGAGAAACUCUAUUACAAUUGGUGGUUGAUGAUUCUGCUGUUCCAUUUAAUGAUUCUGAUGCAUUAGUAGUUUCUGAUGGAUCAAAGUCUGAUGAACACAAGCUAGAGCUCAGAAAGAGUCAUGCAAAUGACAAUUUAUCCACCCCUGCUGUUAGAAGUCUUGCAAAGCAACAUGGUAUUGAUUUAGCUGAUGUCACUGGAAGUGGUAAACAUGGAAGAAUAUUGAAAGAAGAUGUUCUAAAAUAUGGUCUAGAAAAAGGAAUUAUUGAUGACAAACCUGCUUUUAAUCCUACUUCUAUCGAACCCAUGUCUGGACCUGAAGAACAACUUCAAGAGAUGGCUGAAUCACUUUAUCAUGAUAAGAUAUUCUCUCUAAGGGCUUAUCAGCGUGCAAUGGUUAAGUCAAUGACUGCAGCUGCUAGUGUUCCUCAUUUUCUUUAUGUGGAAGAAAUAAACUGUGAUGGGCUUAUGAAACUUAAAUCAGCUUUCCAGAAAGAGAAUACUGAUCCAGAUAUUAAAUUCACAUUCCUUCCCGUGUUAAUAAAGUCAUUAUCCAUGGCAUUGACCACACAUCCAUUAGUCAACAACACCUUCAACUUGGAAAAUUAUGAAGUCACUCUAAAAGGCUCUCACUACAUUGGAAUUGCCAUGGCCACACCUUCUGGACUAGUUGUAGCAAACAUCAAGAAUGUUCAAUCUCUUUCCAUAUUGGAGAUAACUAAGGAACUAUCGCGUCUAAUAAAGUUAGCAAUGGCAAAAAACAGAGACAAAUUGUCUUAA
Lactuca virosa is the source of this 912-nucleotide messenger RNA. The record is from the annotation of a GenBank genome assembly. NCBI's taxonomy places the organism in Eukaryota, Viridiplantae, Streptophyta, Magnoliopsida, Asterales, Asteraceae.